AAAAAAAAACUUUUUUUUUUGCAAAUAUUGAGAACAGGAGCAUAUAAUAACUACUCGAUUCAACGGAAUUGACACAUUGAAGGAGAUCAGUGGAGCGAAACGUUUCGCAAGUUAAGCCACAGCGCGCCUAAAGCUUCCUCGCAUCGCAGACUGAAUUGUAUCGCCAGCAGCACCGCCGUCGCCUCUCAGACGCCAUCUCCCUGCCCUGCUCCCAGAUUCCAGACAACAUGUCACGUAGUGUGCGCGCCGAGACACGCAGUCGGGCCAAGGAUGACAUCAAGCGCGUCAUGCAGGCGGUCGACAAGGUGCGGCACUGGGAAAAGAAAUGGGUGACCAUCAGCGACACGACCAUGAAGAUCUACAAAUGGGUGCCCAUAUCGUCCAACAGCGAGAAGAAGUCCAAGCUGCAGCUGAACAACAAACUCAGCGACAAGGAGAACUCGCAAAAGGGCACGCCCACCCCGCCUCAAAUAACGCCCAGCUACGCAGGGCUCACGGCCGAGGACUCCAAUACUUGCUUCUCAGUGGUGAGCGACAGUCAGGGAGCUGACUUCGUGUCCAGCAUGCCCUUCUCCGAGGACUCCAACUCACAGGGCAGCGAUGGGCCGGUGAAGCGCCUCAAGACGAGUGAUUAGCUAGCCGUCCACAUUCACCACACAUUUAUCAGCUAAGCCAAUCACUGUGGGCUGUGGGCUGUUG
Messenger RNA from Drosophila arizonae, 699 nucleotides. It is a transcript of the gene BCL7-like, whose product is annotated as chromatin remodeling complex subunit BCL7B-like protein. The record is from RefSeq and is a predicted model, not a curated record. Lineage: Eukaryota; Metazoa; Arthropoda; Insecta; Diptera; Drosophilidae.